AUGACUGAUUUUAUACAAUUAAACAUACCGGUUAUGGUUUUGAAUGAAAAAGCAAUGAAAUUUACAUGCUCACAAAGUGUUUGUAUCAGUUGUUUGCAACAAAACGUUUCAUUCGUUCAACUAUCAACUUGUAAACAUGCAAAUAUUUUAGAGUUUAUUUUCAAAUUCAAGGAAGAAUAUCAAAGCUCAGUGAUAUGUCAAAAAUGUCACCAUUUUCUUAAGAAGAUAGAAUUAUUUAAGCUGCAAGUUCAAGAAAGCCUUACUAUACUUAACAGCCAGGCUCAGAUCAAUAAGCCAUCGAGAAAAACAUUGCAUGAUCUUCGAAUUUCGAAAACAGAAAGCGCUGAUAUAAUUUUUAAAAAUGAACCUUCCGAACAAGAAACGUACGCCAAUCCACCGCAAGAGCACUAUAGCGAAAUAACAACUGAAGUGAAAGUUGAACACGACAGUUAUUCGGAUUUCGAAACUGACGCUCCACUAUCAGAGAUAAAGAAAGAAAUGAGAAAAGUCAAGAAGAAAAAAGUUAAAAGCAAAGAGGUUGUCAAAUCCAAAAAGAGGUCCUUAUCGGAGAAGUAUGAAGGAAAAAUCGCUGUUGUAACGCUGAGUAAGAAGGAAAUGUUAGAAGAGAGAGAAAGAGAUGCAAAAAAAGAUAGUUAUUUGAAGUUGCCCUAUAAGUGUGACAGUUGCAUCACAGGAUUUGACCACGAUUUGACUUUGAAAGAUCAUAAUGAAAAAAGACAUGGUACAAAAAAGGGAGGUUACCUUUGCGAUAUAUGCAAAUCGGUACUCGGCACUGAGUCAUCUUAUAAGGAGCACACAAAAAGACAUUUUAGACGAUACGUGUGUCAGGAUUGCGGCAAACGUAAGAACAAUGUGUAUUCAGUAAUAAAACAUUACAACGAGACACACGGGACUAUAGAUACACAUUUCGUAUGCCAAGACUGCGGAUUUACUACCGAAUCAAACCGCAGCUACCGUUAUCACCGCGACAAACAUAAACAGAAGCUGCAAUGUUCCCUGUGCGAGAGUACGUUUGUUAACAACAACGGGCUCAGGGUCCAUAUGUUGUGA
Diatraea saccharalis (sugarcane borer) is the source of this 1071-nucleotide messenger RNA. The record is from the annotation of a GenBank genome assembly. NCBI's taxonomy places the organism in Eukaryota, Metazoa, Arthropoda, Insecta, Lepidoptera, Crambidae.